Molecule: messenger RNA, 984 nt
Organism: Racocetra persica
Lineage: Eukaryota; Fungi; Glomeromycota; Glomeromycetes; Diversisporales; Gigasporaceae
Source: the annotation of a GenBank genome assembly
AUGGCUUCGGCAUUGCGAGAGAAAUUAAAACAAUUUGAAAAUUUAAAUUCACAAAAUAACCGACCUCUUCCUCCUUUACCAAAUAAGUUUCCGAAAUCAACAAGAAAUUCCAACCAAAAUAAAAUAAAUGAAGAUAAAGAUGAUAAAAAUGAUAAAGCUGAACCUGCUUUUAAAAAAAUAAAUAAAGUUGCAGCUCGACUUAAAGCAUUUGAAAAUGAUAAAAAUACUGUUAGUGAAUCAAUACUAUCUAAAAUCAAACCUAUAAAACGAACUGUGAAUAAAACAAUCGAUACUUCAUUAACUUCAUUGCCUUCUAACAAUGAAAAGUCAAUGAACCAACAAUCAUCUCCAAUACGAUCACCUGUUAGUCAAUCAUCCAUAAGGUCACCAGUUAGUAUUGAAUCAGAUCUUCUUAAAUAUAAAGGUCAUCAUCGAGAUGAUAGUUUUUCGAAAAGUACUUCAGAUUAUCAAUCUGAGGCAAGUCAAUUACGUUUAUCAGAUAACGAACAUAGUGUUGCUAGUACUGGUAUGACAUCACCAAUUGAAUCAAGUUCUAUGGAGAAGGAAGAGUUGGAAAUAUUAAAGAAAGAAUAUGAAACGAUGAGACUCAGACAAAGUCAAGAAACCGAUACAAAGAUACAUCAAUUAAAGAAUGAAUUAGAAAGGUUAAAAUUUGAUCAUAAGAUGGAAUUGGAAAAGGUAAGAAAAGAGUUAAAAGAUCAAGAAAUACAAAAUGAAGAACGAUUAAGGAAUCAACAAGAUGAACAAAUUAAUAAAAUAAUUAGAGAUAAUGAUAUUGAAAAGAAUAAAUUAAUGAAAGAACUUGAAUCAAUAAAAAUCUUAAAAGAUGAAGCCGAAAAUAAUUUAAUAGAAAAUAAACAGUAUUCAAAUCAAGAAAAAUUACUUCUUAGUCAAGAACAUGAACGAGAAAUGGAAAAACUUAAGGAUGACCAUUCUAAUCAAAUUAAAAUAUAUCUUAGUGUU